AUGGAUGCCACCGCGACAGCGGUACUUUCCGCUUUUUCUGUGGUGCUCGGUCAACAAGAAGGCGAUCGCCGGUUAGCCGAACAGAAUCUGACUGCUCUAGAAGUGCUUGAAACUUAUCCAGUCAUCUUGGCCAAUAUGAUUGCUGAUGAACAAGUCGCUGUUGCCAUGAGACAAUUGGCCGGUGUCACUCUGAAGCGAUAUGUACUCUCGCAUUGGAGUCGAAGUGACUCUUCGAAUUUCGCUCCUCCGGAGACCACAGAGGAAGUAAGUUGA
Echinostoma caproni is the source of this 273-nucleotide messenger RNA. The record is from the annotation of a GenBank genome assembly. NCBI's taxonomy places the organism in Eukaryota, Metazoa, Platyhelminthes, Trematoda, Plagiorchiida, Echinostomatidae.